Molecule: messenger RNA, 2578 nt
Organism: Annulohypoxylon truncatum
Lineage: Eukaryota; Fungi; Ascomycota; Sordariomycetes; Xylariales; Hypoxylaceae
Exons: 2
Coding region: 91-2388 (765 amino acids)
Biological process (GO): regulation of transcription by RNA polymerase II; DNA-templated transcription
Cellular component (GO): nucleus
Molecular function (GO): DNA-binding transcription activator activity, RNA polymerase II-specific; zinc ion binding; RNA polymerase II cis-regulatory region sequence-specific DNA binding
Source: RefSeq, a predicted model, not a curated record
UCGUAAUCCAUAUUUUGCAUUAUUCAAUGUGCGGAUAGUCACUUGCAUGGAGAUCACAAGUAGUCAUACGGCCGAAUCACUCUAGGAGCCAUGUCUACCUCUCCCACGCAGCGACAACCCCGCAGGCGUCGAAGGCCGGCUUUGUCGUGCCUCGAAUGCCGCCGCCGCAAGAUUAAGUGCAACCGAAAUGAACCUUGCGCACACUGUAUCUCUUCUAAGUUACAAUGCACUUAUAAAGUUUACAGCGAUGACUCUGUUGCUAGCCCGCUGCCUCGACAGGACUAUUCCCGGGGUUCGACGUCUAGCAAGACAGCUAAUGCGCCUUCUCCUUUAACUCAGACUCGGCAGUUCAACGACAGUGGACCAAUCACAGAACGCGAUACAUACCCACCCAGGCUUCAGAUAACAGAAGAGCCAUUGCCAUCGUUAGGAGAACCACUGAGGAGAUCGGGACAUAAUAACAAUCCCCCUAUUCUUGGUCGCAUUGACCUCCAAUCACCCAAUUCCGCUCAAGAUGUAGAACCAGGUCUCAUAGAAGUUAUGAAACGGGGAAUAGGACUCGACAAAUCAGCAGCAUCGAGUCCCAUGAAUGGCCUAACUGAAUCUAGUCGAGACAUCCUCGCACGGCAGCUAGGGCUGCGGGACUCACAGAUCGUACUGAACAAAACGAGAAUGUUGGGAUGGAGCCUUCGGAUAGGCACAGCUCAAGAGUUCGCGCCCAUCGUUGGCUGCUACAUUGGAGCCGCAAAUAGUAGAAAGGAGACUCCAUCCCAAGACAAUGAGCUUGGAAUAUUGUAUGCCCAGAUAUGGGACCUCCUACAGAAAUGCAAAACUAUGGCACGCUGUACCAAACUAGGGCGGCCCAGUAGAAGGCUCUCUCGUCCUGAGUUUGACUUAGAGCCCCCAUCCCGUGAAAUAGCGGAUAGGAUGGUAGCUAUAUACUUCAAAUCAUUCGAGUCAACAUACCGGAUACUUCAUGAGCCUACAUUCAUGUCUGAAUACCAGAGAUAUUGGGACCAACCGGAAAGUGUCACGACGGAUCUGCGUCUUAAGGUCCUUCUCGUCAUUGGGAUAGGAUCAAGCUUAUCCGAGCAUAUAGAGAGCGAUGCCGGGUUUCGAAAUACUAUCAAUCACUAUGUUUAUGCUGCGCAAACAUGGCUCGCUGGACCUUUGGAGAAAGACCGCUUAGAUGUUACUGGAGUACAGAUCUAUUGUCUUACCAUCUUAGCACGGCAGAUCUUCUCAAUUGGCGGCGAUCUUGUAUGGGUUUCCGUGGGAUCACUUAUCCACAUAGCUAUGCAAAUAGGGUUACAUCGUGAUCCCAAGCAUUUCCCGACAAUGCCUCUGUUGCAAGCCGAAAUCCGUAGGAGAUUAUGGGCUACUAUAGUUGAAAUGCUUGUUCAGUCAUCUUUGGACACAGCGAUGCCAACAAGGAUAUCCUUUGAUGAUUUUGACACCGAGGCUCCAUCCAAUGUGAACGAUGAUGAGAUGGACGGAUCGACCACAACUCUCCAGCCUCAUUCUAGAAGUACUUUUACCACGAAUUCUAUCCAGCUCAUUCUACUCGACUUGCUACCAACUCGUCUUCGGAUCCUCCAUCUUCUGAACGACCUGCACACCGAACUCUCUUAUUUAGACGCCCUGGCAUUGAGCUCAGAGAUCACGGAUCAAUAUCGGAAAUGUAACGCUUUCAUGAGGGAGAACGAACAAUCCGGUGCAACACCCUUUCAUCGAAACCUGCUUGAUUACCUAAUACGUCGAUUCUUAAUCCCUUUACACUGUCCGUUCGCUGGUGAGGCACGGGUAAAUCCGCUGUUCUACUACUCGCUCAAGGUUAGCCUAGAUUCAGCUCUAUCCAUCAUCUCGCCCGAACCAGAUGAAGGAUUCUCCCGUCUCAUGGCCAUUGGAGGGGGCAUGUUCAGGGAAGGGAUAAGAUUUUGCUUAACCGUCAUCACACGCGAACUCAUCGCUCAAGUGGAGGCACAGCGCGUCGACGGGACCCUAUAUCGCAACCCCCAGUAUAUACAGCUUCUCAAACAAGCUGUAAAGAACAUGGUUGAAUUGGCCAUAGAGAGAGUCCGACGAGGCGAGACGAAUGUCAAGGGCCCCAUGUUCUUAAGCAUGAUUAUGGCCCAGGCCGAAGCCAUAGAAGAGGGUACUUCGUGCGAUCUCAAAGUUGCGCAAAGUGCUAAGAACAGCCUUGAUCUGUGUUAUGACAUAUUGCGAACACGAUCUGGCACUGUCUCUUCGCCAGGUCCCAAUACGGGACUUACGCCGAUCAGUCUAAGUGGCGGGCAGGGAGAUUAUGAGCUAGACUUGAACUUAGACCUCGAUUUUUUCUUCUCGAGCGCAGCUGGAUUUUCUCAGUUUACCGACACACAGUGUUAAGGUAUAUGAGUUUGAUGAUGUACUAGAGCAGAAAGGUUUGCCGUCCUUAAAUCACUUUUGUUAUGUCCGCGGCCGUUAGGGGGGCGCGCUCACGGGCAUCUACCCUAACCGACCCACUUAAAUCGGCCGAGACGGGGUCAAGGACGGGUUACACACAUUCCGGAGAUAAACGGUCGUCGCUUCCAUCACC